AUGGUAUAUAAGUACCAUAGCACGGCGGAAGACGAGGUGGUAUUCCCGGCGCUCGAUUCCCGUGUUAAGAACGUCGCGCAUGCGUACACGCUCGAGCAUAAAGUGGAGAGCGACCUUUUCGACCAGCUCUCUGACCUUGUAUCCAACUUAAGACGCGACGAGACCACGGAACGCAGUCUAUUCAGCCAACUUAUCUGCUGCACAGAGGCCUUGCUCACAGUGCUCGUGCAGCAUUUGUCGAAAGAAGAAGAGCAGGUGUUUCCGCUGCUGGUAGAGCAUUUCGACGCGGUGGAGCAGGCGAAUCUAGUCUGGCAGUUUCUGUGCAGCAUGCCAAUAAAGCUCAUGGAGGAUUGCCUCCCCUGGAUGGCUUCUUAUCUUACGGAAAAGGAGCAGGAGGAAAUGGUGGAGCACAUGCAUAAGAUUGUCCCGCAAGAGGAGCUCUUGCAGGAGGUGGUUUCUGGUUGGAUGAGCCGAAUGCAUGGCCUGUUUCCGAAAAUCCACGAGAGAUGGACAGGAUUGGUGAAGCCCAAGCUCUCGGGGACUAAAAUGGCUCGUCCAAAGGGCACAAUUCAGAAAGCUACCACGGCCCAAAACAGGCAUCCCAUUGACGAGUUGCUGUAUUGGCACAACGCAAUCAGAAAGGAACUGGAAGCUUUCAACAGAGAAGUGAAAGGCCUGGAGCUUGACACCUUUGACAGCCUUAUCAGAAGAUACCGGUUUCUCUCAGAUAUUUGCGUUUUUCACAGCACAGCAGAGGACCAGGUGGUGUUCCCUGCGCUUUCACAGCAUGUAGACCUUCCGACACGCUAUGUACAGGCCCAUGCAAACGAAGAGAAGCUCUUCGCUGCAGUAGGGCAUCUGCUGGACGAGGUUCGGCAUGUGAUGGAGCACAGUCCCAGCGCUGCCGAGCCGCUGCUUUCCGAGCUGAAGAAACAAGCUCUGACCGUUGUGGAGUCACUGGACCAGCACUUGCAAGCUGAAGAGGAUGAUGUUUUCCCUCUGCUGCGGCAGCACUGCAGUCUGGAUGAGCAGAGGCAGCUUGUCUACAGGUGCUUACUGGUCAUGCCUCUGCGGCUGCUAGAGCGUGUGCUUCCGUGGGUCAUGACAUUUGUCACAAAGGAGGAGGCCACAGAAAUUGUCGAGAACAUGAAGCUUGCCGCUCCUGAGAUGGAUGUUCCUCUGGUCUCCCUGUUCACAUCCUGGGCCAGUAAGCACCCACCCCAAUCUGGCGACACCACCACAGCAUCCCAAGCCUUGGAUUCCAGCGUCUUUGACAUUCCAAGACCAUUCACAACAGCAAAGUCAGGAGACCACUCAGUACACUCGAGCGCAUCCGCGGAUGCAGCCUCAUUGGAAGUGGGAUCCCAGCGCACAGCAGCCAGCCCCAAGGACAGCGUCUCCACCCCUCCCUCCAAGCGAGCCAGGCUCCUCAGCGGCUCAUUCCAGAGCUUACCAGCAAUACUAAUCAAACCCGAACCUCCCCCUCCAAUGCAGCUGUCCGCUCCCGAGCCUGGGUCUCUCGGUUCCAAAGCGCUCUGCUUCUCAAGUGCAGCAGGCCGCGCCCUCACUCGCUCAUCUGCCUCCAGAGGAGGGUUUCUCACAGGGGGGGUCCUGGGUCCUGGCAUUUUCUCAAAUGACAGGGGUAGCUCGUCAAGCCAGCGGCCCAUAGAUGCCAUUUUCCACUUCCACCAGGCGCUUAGGAAAGACCUAGAGUACCUCUCUGCUGAGUCAGCGCGGCUUGCCACGUGCGACGACGAUGCCGCGCGGGAUUUCAGCGGCCGGUUCCACUUCCUGUGGGGUCUGUACCGCGCGCACAGCAAUGCCGAGGAUGAGAUCGUGUUUCCGGCGCUGGAGGCGAAGGAGGCGCUGCACAACGUGAGCCACUCGUACACGAUCGACCACAAGCAGGAGGAGGAGCUUUUCGAUGCCAUCGCCGGCGUUCUGAACCAGCUCUCGGGUGUUAUUUCUGCUAUAAAUAAAGCCAAGGGCUUGGCGGCGAAAGCUGAGGAGAGCGGAGGGGAGGCGGAGAGGGAGGAGGCGAGGAAGCAGGUGAAGGAGCUGGAGGAGAGGAGGAGGGAGCUGGCGGAGCGGGUGCAUCGGAUGAGCCUGUCGGUGCGGCUGUGCCUGGACCAGCACAUCUCCCGCGAGGAGCUGGAGCUGUGGCCGCUGUUUGGGAUUCACUUCAGCAUGGAGGAGCAGGACGCGAUCGUGGGGCGCAUCAUUGGCACCACCGGCGCUGAGGUGCUGCAGGCCAUGCUGACGUGGAUCACAGCAGCCAUCUCAGACGAGGAGCAAGCACGGAUGGUGGACACGUGGCGCAAGGCAUCCCGCAACACCAUGUUCGACCAAUGGCUAAGCGCCUGGUGGAAGUCCCCUGCUGGCACGUCCAACCCCCUGCCGCCCUCCCCGGGGCAUCAAGGCCACGCGAGGGACGAUCUGGCUGAUAGCCUCUCCUCUGACGCGCUGCAGAUGGUGGCUGAGUAUCUAGAGAGUGAUGGGUCGCGGCCAGCAGCAGGGGCAGAGGCAGCAGAGCAGGGGGGUGCAGUAGCAGCAACGCGUGUUGACACAUCCUGUGCGGAUGGUGCUGCGGACGCUGGUGCCGCUGGUGCUGCUGGUGGUGGUGCUGCUGGUGGUGGUGCUGCUGGUUGUGAUGGUGCUGGAUGUGGACAUGGCCAUGUGGAAGGGACGGCAUCUUACAGGGAGGGUACGGGUGGAGAGGGUUGUUCUGCGCCAGGAGAAUCCGGUGAUGUGCGUACGGGGAGUGAUGCUGGCAAGGAGGUGGAGAAGGACAAGAGGACGUUUCGACCAGGGUGGCACAACAUAUUCCGCAUGAACCAGAAGGAGCUGGAGGCCGCCAUCCGCCGCGUCUCCAGCGACUCUUCUCUGGACCCCAGGAGGAAGGCGUACCUCAUGCAGAACCUCAUGACCAGCCGGUGGAUCGUGGCACAGCAGCAGCAGCACAAGUCAUCCCGCGACGCGCCCGAGGAGGAGGUGCUGUGCCCGUCGUACCACGACGAGGAGAAGGGCAUCUUUGGCUGCCAGCACUACCGCCGCAACUGCAAAGUGCGCGCCGUCUGCUGCGGCAAGCUCGUCUCCUGCCGCUUCUGCCACGACAAGGUCGCCGACCACACCAUGGACAGGCAUGCGGUGCGGGAGAUGAUGUGCAUGAAGUGUCUCAAGGUGCAGCCUGUGGGGCAGUACUGCGCCACGCCCUCCUGCAACGGCUACUCCAUGGCCAAACACUACUGCAGCAUCUGCAAGCUCUUUGAUGACGCCAGGGACAUUUACCACUGUCCGUUCUGCAACCUGUGCCGGGUGGGGAAGGGCCUGGGCAUCGAUUACUUCCACUGCAUGACGUGCAACGCGUGCAUGUCCGUGACACUCGCACAGCACACGUGCCGGGAGAAGGGCCUCGAGUCCAACUGCCCCAUCUGCCAUGACUUCCUCUUCACCUCCUCCGCGCCCGUCAAGGCGCUCCCUUGUGGUCACUUCAUGCACUCGGCGUGCUUCCAGGCGUACACAUGCGAGCACUACACCUGCCCCAUCUGCUGCAAGUCCGUCGGAGACAUGCGGGUGUACUUUGGAAUGCUGGACGCUCUACUGGCAGCGGAGCAACUUCCAGAGGAAUACCGCAACCGGCAACAGGCCAUUCUCUGCAAUGACUGCGAGGCCAAGGGGAGUGCGUCUUUCCACUGGCUCUAUCACAAAUGCUCUGCCUGCGGCUCAUACAACACCCGCACUAUUUAG
Closterium sp. Yama58-4 is the source of this 3747-nucleotide messenger RNA. NCBI's taxonomy places the organism in Eukaryota, Viridiplantae, Streptophyta, Zygnematophyceae, Desmidiales, Closteriaceae. The record is from the annotation of a GenBank genome assembly.